AUGCUGAACGUCCUGAAACGACUACGACUACUAGUUUCCAGCAACAAGGCGAAAAUUCUUGAUGAAGAAAACCAAAUCUCUCCCUCGGCCGUGGACGCGAGGUACAUAAAUGCCUUCUAUGAUGCAAUCCUUUCAAGAGAUGCUGUAAACGUCCGCCACCUGCUAGAUUAUGGAAUUGUUGACGUCAACUGCGAUAACGGGUCGGGGCGGACGGGAUUGCAAUUCGCAGCGGCGUCCGGCAAAACGGAUAUCGUGGAAAUUCUGUUGGAGAAGGGGGCCAAUGUCAACGCAGAGCCAGCACGUCGCGAUGGAAGAACAGCGCUACAAGCAGCAUCGGAGGGAGGCCAUCUUGAGCUGGUGAAUCGACUUUUGGAGAACGGGGCCAAUGUCAACGCAGAGCCAGCUGUGUGGGAUGGAAGAACAGCGCUACAAGCAGCAUCGGAGGGAGGCCAUCUUGAGCUGGUGAAUCGACUUUUGGAGAACGGGGCCAAUGUCAACGCAGAGCCAGCUGUGUGGGAUGGAAGAACAGCGCUACAAGCAGCAUCGGAGGGAGGCCAUCUUGAGCUGGUGAAUCGACUUUUGGAGAAGGGGGCCAAUGUCAACGCAGAGCCAGCUGAAUCGGAUGGAAGAACAGCGCUACAAGCAGCAUCGGAGGGAGGCCAUCUUGAGCUGGUGAAUCGACUUUUGGAGAAGGGGGCCAAUGUCAACGCAGAGCCAGCACGUAGCGAUGGAAGAACAGCGCUACAAGCAGCAUCGGAGGGAGGCCAUCUUGAGCUGGUGAAUCGACUUUGGGAGAAGGGGGCCAAUGUCAACGCAGAGCCAGCUGAAUCGGAUGGAAGAACAGCGCUACAAGCAGCAUCGGAGGGAGGCCAUCUUGAGCUGGUGAAUCGACUUUUGGAGAAGGGGGCCAAUGUCAACGCAGAGCCAACAUGGGGCAAUGGAAGAACAGCGCUACAAGCAGCAUCGGAGGGAGGCCAUCUUGAGAUAGUGAAUCGACUUUUGGAGAACGGGGCCAAUGUCAACGCAGAGCCAACAUGGAGGAAUGGAAGAACAGCGCUACAAGCAGCAUCGGAGGGAGGCCAUCUUGAGCUGGUGAAUCGACUUUUGGAGAACGGGGCCAAUGUCAACGCAGAGCCAGCUGAAUUUCAUGGAAGAACAGCGCUACAAGCAGCAUCGGAGGGAGGCCAUCUUGAGCUGGUGAAUCGACUUUUGGAGAAGGGGGCCAAUGUCAACGCAGAGCCAGCACGUGGCGAUGGAAGAACAGCGCUACAAGCAGCAUCGGAGGGAGGCCAUCUUGAGCUGGUGAAUCGACUUUUGGAGAAGGGGGCCAAUGUCAACGCAGAGCCAGCUGAAUUUCUUGGAAGAACAGCGCUACAAGCAGCAUCGAAGGGAGGCCAUCUUGAGAUAGUGGAACGGCUAUGUACAGCAGGCGCUACCACAUAA
This is a messenger RNA of Tricharina praecox, 1443 nucleotides long. Its product is annotated as ankyrin repeat-containing protein. The coding region runs from base 1 to 1443 and encodes 480 amino acids. The transcript has a single exon. Gene Ontology annotation, molecular function: RNA nuclease activity; RNA binding; protein binding. Gene Ontology annotation, biological process: RNA processing. NCBI's taxonomy places the organism in Eukaryota, Fungi, Ascomycota, Pezizomycetes, Pezizales, Pyronemataceae. The record is from RefSeq and is a predicted model, not a curated record.